Venustampulla echinocandica is the source of this 4530-nucleotide messenger RNA. Its product is annotated as Transcription mediator subunit Med12. Gene Ontology annotation, biological process: regulation of transcription by RNA polymerase II. The transcript is spliced from 4 exons. Lineage: Eukaryota; Fungi; Ascomycota; Leotiomycetes; Helotiales; Pleuroascaceae. Gene Ontology annotation, molecular function: transcription coregulator activity. Gene Ontology annotation, cellular component: mediator complex. The coding region runs from base 1 to 4530 and encodes 1509 amino acids. The record is from RefSeq and is a predicted model, not a curated record.
AUGACCACCCGACCCCCUUUGGGCCAGCGACAGCCCCCCCAACGAUCGCUGAGUGCCACCAAUGCUGUCCAGAGGCCUCCCGCCAACCACCGCAGUCUCCCCCAGCAGAGCUCCUCCUCCUCCCCGACGAGACGGGGCAACGAGACCUUCGUGGACUUGACAUAUGAUGGGGCGGAUCCGGUGGGGGGGCGAUAUGGAGCAGCGACAACUGUACCGCGGAAUGGCGGCUCGCGCCUCAAGUUGGAGAUUUCCGACUCGGGUACCGACAGCCAGGCUGAGUCUCCAAAGCCUGCGCCAGAUGUCGCACCGAUAUGGCGGCCGUCCGCGCCUCCGCGGGGCAGACCUCGAACCCAUUUUGAUGUGUUGAAUGCGAGCAGUCUGGGCUUUCGCGCCGGGCAGGAUGGGCUCCAGGGCGAUGCGCAAGUGAAGCCAAUGCCUCUGCCCGUCAGGCCACGGCAGCAUGCCCCUCCAGUUUCCGGUGGCAAGUUGCUGGAGAAAUCAGGGAGUCCCGCGAGGAAAGAUGGUCGACCGAAACCCUAUACUCUGGAGGUACCGCCGGCGGCUCCGCGAUAUCCUCCGAAUGGCCAUGUGGACUUCUACCCCUGGACGGGAAACCACCCCGAAGACCAUUUCUCCGAAUCAGUGAUUCGUCAAGGUUACUACGACAAGGCGCAGAUGUCCCAGAACGAGACGGGCUCAGCGAAGUCGACUGUCUUCCCGGCCUUGAAGAAUAAGACCGGCCUUCAAACUCUCUCGUCGAUCCUUACCAGCGUGCUUGCCCAACGCAAAGCUCAUGGGCAGAUUACCGCCAGUUCCACAUUCAAACCUCCACCGCGGGUCACGGUGACAGAUACGAAGAGGGAAAUGUGGCUGAAGGAUUUGGCCAACCCCACCAUAUCAUUGCGCCGGCUGAGUCGAUCCAUCCCCCAUGGCAUACGAGGGAAGGUCUUACUGGACCAGUCGCUGAGUAAAAACAUACCUAUUGAAAGAGCUAUCUGGCUAGCUAAGUGUGUCGGGGCGAAUGAGCUGCGCUCCUUCCGAAGAAAAGGCGUCAGUGGAACAUUCGCUAUGGGCGGCGAAGCAAAAUGGAUCCGGGACUUUACCGUGUGCGUAGAACAAUUCAUCGAGAGCAUUUUGGGAACGUGUGGAGAAGGGGAUUUCAAGACCAAGAUAGACUAUGCGAUUCGAUUGGCAUCGCAUUUCCAUGCCGAAUUUCUGCUGGAUCGCGAGCACUACAUGGAUUGGCUUGUGUCGUCCUUAGAAAAUAGCCCUCAGACGAAGCUACCGUUAUGGAUUCUUAUUACCCAAAUUUAUUGGAAGGAUCUCUUAAAAUACCGAAAAUAUGGGCGCAGGCUCUCGGGAGCGUUCCUCCAUCAUUAUGCAGAGCUUCUCAACCACCCUGACCAAGAUAUAUUGGCCCCCCUCUCCGACCGACUACACCGCUUGAUUAAAUCAUUAAUGGUAUCGAAUCCCGAUGGAUUCGUAUCCCCUGCAGUGUGGACAAAACACCGGGAUAUCAUACGUUCGGGCUUAGUGUCGGAUGAUGAACGCUUCCUAGCAAUCUUCGAAUCGAUUGAUCGGCGAAAUUGUCGGCUCGGUAUAUCAGGUUCAGGAAAGGAGCCUACUGUUCGCCAACGAAUCAUCCAGCUUCUUGACACGACUCUUUCAGCUUCUCCAUCGGACGAUCUACCGAAGCGUUGCUGGCAAAUAACGGAUGAUAAGGCUAUGGUCCUUCGGGUGGUUCUAGAAUGGUCUACAUCAUUAUAUCGACCGGGGAUUCCAAAGACAUACGUUGCUGCACGCAUCCUGAGAUUCGGAGCUAAGUCUGGAGCAGAUGUUACAGACGCACUACUGAACUUCAUGGACUCUGAAACAUGUGAAGUUGGCCGCAAUAGGCUCUCAUUUUAUCAUUUAGUUUCCGAGCUGGCGCGCUCCGAGCACUUCUCCGCAGCGAGAUACUUCCAAUGGCUGAUAGCGAGAGGAGGCCUUCAGGAUCCAGCAGAUAUCGCCCAAGACGGUCCUUGCGCAAAACGUCUCCUAGCCGAAUUACCAACACAUAACCUCAGUGAGGGGAUUGCUUCGCUCCAUAGAGCUUUGCUCGAGCGUGCAAGCUUUUCACUAGACGAGGAGGAGGAACGGAUGGCAGGUUGCAUGGCGGCCAUCAAUAGGACCCUUCCAACGAUGCCCGGAAGUGAUUCCGAAAUGGAAUUGGACAACCCUCAUAUGUCCGAUGACAUACCAAGUCUUAUAUCACAGUUGAAUCGAUCAAGCAAGUCAGAGAUCGGACUAUGGUUAAGACACAAGGUUCUGCUUCAGAUGCAGCAGCCAAAAAUACCACAACUGGAUGAUUGGGAUGCAACCUCGGUGAAGGCUGCGACUCCCGCGAUCGCUACGUCUGAUUUUCAAAAGAUCCGCUACUAUCUUGAACUGAUCGAGGACUAUUCGAUGCUGGCGGACGUCUUGAAAAUCACCGCAAGUUCUAGCGAUGCAGAGGUUCUUGCCACAUGCACCGAUACGUUGAAUUUGCAUGUGGACACCUUAGCAGCUAUCGGGGCUCUUCAAAGCCUCUUCGAUAUGCUAGUGGCCCGUUUGCGAGUAUUAGCACAAGAUCAAGACUCCAUCCCAAGAGUCUUCCUUGCCUCGUUAUCGGAUCUUGCCUCUCGGAUGCCCAAUCAGAAAAGACUUGCGCAACAACUAUCUCAAGAGCUUGUUCUUUGUGACAGAAAGAAUGCCGUAGACGCCUGUUCACCCGUCUCGGAUCACAUCGCGAUAACCCAAGCUACUGAAGUUGAUUUCAUUGAGGAAACUGAAAAGAUUUUGUCCAAUGGGAAUAGCAUGGAUCAAGCUACUCUCGACCGACUCUUCCAGAGAGUCGUCUCGCAUCUAGAGAUUUCGUGGCAUAAAUCUCCCGAUCAACAGCGAUGCUGCGUGUCACUCCUUGCGAGGCUCCGACCAUUUAGCACCGCGCACUUUGAUACCCUGAUGUCGAGCUGGGUAACGAGCUUCCUCCACAUGCACAACCGACCAAGCAUGUUCCGAGUCCUUGGCCCUUUUAUCAGCUCCGGCUGUCUCUCCCUAUCAACUAUCGCCUCUUGCUGCACAUCCUUUUUGGGAAAAGCCGUUUCGGAUGAUCAUUCGGCCACCCGAAUAUCUCGAGAACUUUUGGAUUUGCUUAUAGGAACGGUCAACAGUGAGGAAGUCAUGGAUGUUGGAGAGGCAUAUCGGUUCCGGGUUAAACAAAGCCAUAUGCAAAAGGACUCUGCAACCGACAUCCUGACCAUCAUUCGACGGGUAUUAGAAGAACCACCAAUCCCCGCGAGCGACGAAUCAAAUUUCCCGGCAGAUGACGGAUCUUCUUUACUUGAAAACCGGAAUGCAUGGGAACUACUUCAGAGAUAUGCUCUCCUGUAUACUGAUUCCGUCAUUCAAAUCCUUGCGACGCCAUUGCUCCGGAACUCUGGUUCAGCAGGCUCGGCGUCAUUGUCGACUCUCAUCAAUAAGUUUUUAUUAGGCGAGACCCGCGAAGACGAUAUAUCGACCGAGGAGAUUCUAGAUAUCGCAGAUGAUCUGACCUUACCCUUCUGUCAGAUCCAGCUCGACUCGAUGUUUGGUGCUGAGGAUAGUGCUAUGUCAGGGACAGAUGAGUCCGUUUCGGCACGCUUCCAGACGUUCGACAGCGCGAUCGAAGCGGCUGUGAACUCCGGGAAGACAGCAUGGGCGAGUAUUGUACCUUUACUGGAUAUGUCCAUUGCUCAGCAUCUGCGACGCCGAGCAGAGCUGCAAUUCCUCGCCCUGUUUCCCUCACCUAAAUCAGGCAACGUGUUAGAUUGCUUAACGACGGGAAAUCACCUAGCUCAGGCGGAGAACCUUCUUCGAGUCAUCGAUUCAACCGCAUACAGCACUUCCACAACAGCAACCGUUAACCCAAACAAUACUAGCCAUGCGCUUGAUAUCCUUUCCACGCUCAACAGUAUCCGCCUAAUAUUAUCAACUAAUCAGACCAUGCAAAUCAAGGAUGCGCUUAUUUCAAAAUGGAUACCCCUUAUUCUUUCCUUCAUCGUGCUUCACACCUCCGAAUUCGAAGCGACAAAGUCGGGGCACGAGAACCGGGCAAAGGUUACACUCGCGCUUUCUGCAGUGUUCCUCGAACUACAAGCCCUCGACAUCAACACCGAACCAGUGAGCGGGCUCAUUCAACAAACUUUCGACCUAGCCCUCCACCUCGUCGAUGGUCUACCUGAUGACGUCCGCCAGCAAUGCAUCCGCAGUCUUCACGACAUGGUCUCAAAUCCGCAGAUCCGCUACCUAUUCAGCUAUUCGAGUAACCCCUCUGACUGGCUUGUUCUUAGCCAGAAGGAGAAGCCGUCCAGUAUUCCUGGGGAAGCUCCACGGAGGAGAACCGCUGCUGAGAAGGAGAAAAUUGUCCCCUUCCGUCUAAGGAGGUGGGAGAUGCUAGGCGAACCGACUCCUAAUAUCGGGGAGAAUGACACGAGUUUGAACCUUACGCUUUUCGGCGCUCGGAGGGGAUAA